CAUUGGGACAAUCUUGAGAUUCCAGCUCUUGGAUGUGGUGGAGCAGCUUUCCCAAUUUUGACUGCUGCUGUUCUUCCUCAACCCUUGCCAGGGUCAGAGCCAAGAAAAGGCGAGUCCUUUUCUGCUGAUAGAGCUUUGGGGGGAACUGUUGCUCAGGACCUGGCGCGUCGUCACAGUCUCACGCUUUUCUGUGGCUUCACUGUGAAAUCACUCGCAUGUUUGUAGCCCUGUGAAUCUCUCCGCUCAGUGCUCAGAGGAGGGGUCCAGGAAAACACAAGUAUUGAAAGAGGGAUUCAUAGUACUGCUGGAGCUGUCCGAGGUGCUGAAGCUUCCCAAGCGUUUGUCUUCAGCAGCCCCAGAAGGGGUUAGAUGGCACAUUUUCACUUCUGUCUUUCUGGUCCCCCAUGCCUUGGAUAAGACUGUUUUCAGGAUCGUGAAUACCUUUCCGUAUCAUGGCCCACGUGAGACACUUUCGGACAUUAGUUUCUGGAUUUUACUUCUGGGAAGCCGCACUGUUACUGAGUUUGGUGGCCACCAAGGAAACAAACAGUGCACGGUCUCGAAGUGCUCCAAUGUCACCUUCUGAUUUUCUGGACAAACUAAUGGGGAGGACAUCGGGCUAUGAUGCAAGAAUCAGGCCCAAUUUCAAAGGUCCUCCAGUUAAUGUCACGUGCAACAUAUUCAUAAACAGCUUUGGCUCUAUCGCAGAGACGACUAUGGAUUACAGAGUAAACAUUUUUCUUCGGCAGAAGUGGAAUGAUCCUCGUCUUGCAUACAGUGAAUACCCUGAUGAUUCAUUAGACCUUGACCCAUCCAUGUUAGAUUCCAUUUGGAAACCUGACUUGUUCUUUGCUAAUGAGAAGGGGGCAAACUUCCAUGAAGUUACCACGGAUAACAAGCUGCUAAGAAUUUUCAAAAAUGGAAAUGUUCUUUACUCAAUAAGGUUAACAUUAACACUCUCCUGUCCAAUGGAUCUCAAGAAUUUCCCAAUGGAUGUACAAACAUGCAUAAUGCAACUUGAAAGCUUUGGGUACACGAUGAAUGAUCUCAUUUUUGAAUGGCAAGAUGAAGCCCCAGUACAAGUGGCUGAAGGACUCACUUUGCCUCAAUUUCUGUUAAAAGAAGAAAAAGAUUUGCGAUACUGCACUAAACACUACAAUACAGGAAAGUUUACAUGCAUAGAAGUGCGAUUUCAUCUUGAGCGGCAGAUGGGCUACUACUUGAUCCAGAUGUACAUUCCCAGCCUUUUGAUUGUUAUUCUCUCCUGGGUCUCAUUCUGGAUUAACAUGGAUGCAGCCCCAGCGAGGGUCGCUUUGGGCAUCACCACUGUACUCACUAUGACCACACAGAGUUCUGGAUCCCGGGCUUCCUUACCAAAGGUGUCAUAUGUCAAGGCUAUUGAUAUUUGGAUGGCAGUGUGCCUCCUUUUUGUGUUCUCAGCACUUCUGGAGUACGCAGCUGUGAAUUUUGUCUCAAGGCAACAUAAAGAGCUGCUGAGGUUUCGGCGAAAGAGAAAGAAUAAGACAGAAGCUUUUGCACUGGAGAAGUUUUACCGUUUCUCAGACACGGAUGAUGAGGUGAGGGAGAGUCGGUUCAGCUUCACCCCCUAUGGAAUGGGGCCCUGUCUUCAAGCAAAGGAUGGUGUGGUUCCAAAAGGCCCCAACCACGCUGUCCAGGUCAUGACAAAGAGCCCCGAUGAAAUGAGGAAGGUCUUCAUCGACAGGGCUAAGAAGAUUGACACCAUCUCCCGAGCCUGCUUUCCGCUAGCGUUUCUGAUUUUUAACAUUUUCUACUGGGUUAUCUAUAAAAUCCUUAGGCAUGAAGACAUUCAUCAGCAGCAAGACUAAGUCUCUGAAGUCACACAAAAUACAGAGCAUUCAGUAGAAAGAUUUCCUGCCAAAGGAGGGGGUGGGGGAGUGUAUCUGGGGUACAAGUGAGAGCCAGUUCAUCAGAACAGCAUAUGAGGAAAGAGUUUAUUUUGAUUUCCUAUGUAAAAUAGUGAGACAGAUUGGUUCUUCUAAGGGAUACAAAAUACACAUCGUGGGGGUCCUGCUUCAUACUUCUGACAGGUGAUUUGUUGUCUUCCUAGCGUGAAUGUGUGUUGCGGAUGUUUUACUAGCACAUAGAGUAGACAUGAUAACUACAUUGGGAUGUCUUGAUUUUAAUCCAAUUAGAGUAAACAUUGUGGAAUCGAGAUUUACACAAUAAAGUUUAUAAAGCAAGUAUAACAAAAUGAUGAGGAUAAUAAAAGAGCUUGAGAUAAUACAGCAUAUUAAUGAAGGUAACAAGAUCAUCAAAUGUCAAGGUCACUCCUGUUAGAAAAGUAUUCAUACAAACAGUGUAGAACUAACACCCAUAAUAAAAAAAAAUCAGAUGGUCAGAAUAAAAGCCAUCAUGUAGGACAUUACGGCUUAAACUAUCAUGUUCAUAAAAUUCUACUUAUCUUUACAUCUCUAGGAAUAAAAAGGAAGACACUGAAAACAGUCUUUGCUUGUAAAUAAGUGUUACAUUUAUUUUAAUUAGUAAUAAACACUAACAACUUUAAGCCAAUACAUUUGUUUUUCUUAAACUUAAUAGUGGCUUAUUUGUAUGUUUGGUGUUUUUCUGUAACUUAACAAUAUCCAAUUAAGACUUUUCUAUUUAGUGUAGAAUGAGACUUUAAAUAUUAAUUAUACUAAAGCACUUACAUUUUGAUAAAAACAAAUACAAAUAGAUUCGUAAAAGAUUUUUAAUAAGAAUCAUUUCUCUCAUUAAAAUUUCUUCUCAUCAGAGUAAUCCAUGAGCCCAAAAUGCCUCCAAAUAGCAGGAGGAUGGGUUUUAAUUCUAAGUGAUUUAAACAUAUCAGUUCCAUCAAGUGAAAUAAUUUUAAUCUUUAUGAUCAUUUAAAAUAGUAGGGCUUCACGAGUUGUGAAGAAUUUAAAAGCAAUUUUGCUUGAAAGUUGCUCAUGACCCAUGCAAUUAUUUCAGCUGUAUUCAAGUUCUGUUCGCUCAAUCAGGAAGCAGCUGCCAGUCUCUGAUUCAUUUACUGUUUUUUAAAAUUAUUAUUGUCAUUAAUAUUAUACUUUAAAACUUUUCGAGUGACUUAAGGAUAUUUUAAGCAUUGAUUAGUCUAUAAAAUCAAUACAGUGAAAAUAUCAAGAAUUUAAAAAAAAAAUCUCAGAUA
Messenger RNA from Arvicanthis niloticus (Nile rat), 3163 nucleotides. RefSeq names its product glycine receptor alpha 3 (gene Glra3). Gene Ontology annotation, molecular function: transmembrane signaling receptor activity; glycine binding; transmitter-gated monoatomic ion channel activity. The record is from RefSeq and is a predicted model, not a curated record. Gene Ontology annotation, biological process: monoatomic ion transmembrane transport; chloride transport. Gene Ontology annotation, cellular component: plasma membrane; postsynaptic membrane. NCBI's taxonomy places the organism in Eukaryota, Metazoa, Chordata, Mammalia, Rodentia, Muridae.